Panicum virgatum (switchgrass) is the source of this 3021-nucleotide messenger RNA. RefSeq lists its product as uncharacterized. NCBI's taxonomy places the organism in Eukaryota, Viridiplantae, Streptophyta, Magnoliopsida, Poales, Poaceae. The transcript has 2 exons. Gene Ontology annotation, cellular component: intracellular membrane-bounded organelle. The record is from RefSeq and is a predicted model, not a curated record. Bases 1 to 3021 code for a protein of 1006 amino acids.
AUGUUCCCAGGUUUGCAGUUCCACGGCUUGCUGCUGCUGUGCCUGUGCGCCCUGUCGUCCUGCUCGCCGUUCGAGCCAUCACAAGGCCGGAACGGCGACGGGGCUCAUGGCUACCGCCGCUUCACCGACGUCCAGCGCCAAUGCCAGCCCGUGCUCUCCGCCGCCGUCGAGCUACGUUAUCACCCGGAGCGCGAAGCCUUUUUCCGACAAGAGCUCGAGCGCAAGCUGUCCUUCGAGAAGGGUGACUGGCGGCAGCAGGACGCCGGCCACGCGCCCCUGCUGCCGUUCGACGGCAGCGACGUGGCGGCAGGCGGCCGCGUGCUGCCGGACCCUCAGCGGCUCGCGACCUUUGUGCUCACGCACGUUGACAUGGAGCGCGUUGGCCCGACCGCCGUCAACGUCAGCGGCGUCCUCGUGCUUUCCAUCGCCCGGGAGAGUGCCGGCGACGAGAUCAGGCCCGGGGUGCGCGCACCCGCCGCGUCGCCGGAGUUGGAGAUUCUGCCGGGCAGCACCAAGCUCAAGAUUCCCUUCGAAGUCCCCACGCGCAGCAGCGCCGACGAUGGCGCCGGCUCGUCGAAUUGGGGCCGGAUCUCUGGCCGGAGCAACCUUCGGCCGCCGGUCAUCGCCGACAACAACAUUAUGCUCGUGGUAAGGUACCCAAAGUGGCUUACGCUGACAACCCGAGCCGUGCACGGCGAGAUGUGGAGCACCAAUGCCGUGUCGGACGCCGCCUAUUUCGACACUGUCCGGCUGAUGUCAAAGGUUAGCGCGUACAACAUGGGGUACCGGUUCCAGUCGGACGAGCUGGUUGCCAUGGCGUGCAGUCCCUGGCCGGCAAGCGACGCGGUGGCCGUGGAGAACCAUUCCGGCGAGCUGCACAGGGGCAUCUCGUUGUGCGAGGUCCUCAAUCGCUUCGCCACCGUUGCCGCACCCUGGCAGUGCAGCUCGACGGACCAGCCGUGCCGAUGGCCUGGGCCUUCCUCCGAGGCCGGCACGGCGGCGGAUGGAGCUGGCGAGGCGUUGGCCGUCGCACUGCAGGACGUCCGGUGCCACCCGUCGAGCGACGCGGAUGGCAGCAAGUACUCCGCGAGGGUGUCGGCCGUGUUCCGGGCGCUGUCUCCACGGGAGCACCGGCUCACGGCGGUCAAGCGCACCAGCCUGGACAGCAGGACGCUCGCCGUCGAGGGCGUGUGGAAGGCCACGGCGGGCCAGGCCUGCAUAGUGGGAUGCCUCGGCGGCGGCGGCGGCGGCGGCAGGAACGCGUGCCGCUACCGUGUGUGCCUCUACAUCCCAACCACGUUCUCGAUCACCCGCCGCAGCAUAAUGCUCGGACGCAUCACCACCAUCAACGCCGGCGGCGGCGAGGAGCAGACCCGCCCCCCGCUGAUGCUCGAGCAACGGGUGCCCUCAGUGCGGCUCUGGGGCCUGUCCGACGUGUUCCCCUUCCGCAUGGCGUACAACUACACAAAAGUCGAGCAGGCCGGCGAGUUUCUUCGGAGGAGCGGCUCGGCGUUCAACGCCCGCGACAUCGUCGCCAAGUCGCUGUCCUUAUCCUAUCCGAACAAGGACACCACCGGCGGCGACGAAGUGACGAGCCUGUUCCGUCUCGGCGACGAGCUUAUGCUCCGGUUCACCGCCCUGCCGGAUAUGUUUCCAUCGGAAUGGAUCGAGCGGCCCGUGCUUUUCCUGGAGAUGCUUUCCGUCGAGCAGGCGGUCGGGCCGAUCACGCCGCCGUCAUUUUGGCACGGCUCGUCCAUGGCGCCGCCGGGCGUGUCAGGCCAACCCGACGAGGAACCUGCUGCUGGCUCGGGACAGCCACAGCUGCUGAACGUGUCUGCCGAGCUCAGGAUCGUCGGGAAGCCUUUCGGUUUCGGCUGGACGACUGCUUUGUCGCUGGAGGGCGUGUACAACCCAGAGGACGGCCGCAUGUUCCUCAUCGGCUGCCGGGAUGUCCGGUUCCCGGGGCGCAAUGUGUCGACGAGCAGGGACCUCGAGGAAGGGAUGGACUGCUCCGUCGAGGUGAAGGUCGAGUACCCGCCGACGACCACUUACCGGCUCAUCGGCUCGACGGCGAAGGUUCACAUAACCAGCACAAGAAGCGCCGGCGACCCGCUGCAUUUCGCCGCGGUGAAGCUCGAGGCGCUGCCGGUCAUGUACCAGAAGCAGUGGAGGGGCGCGGGUUCCGGCAGAGUCAUCAACGGCGCCCUGUGCAUCGCGGUGCUGUCGGUCGCCGUCGCCGCCUCGCUCAGCCAGCUGCGCUACCUCAAGUUCCACACCGACGUGGCGCCGUACGUGUCCGACGCCAUGCUCGCCGUCCAAUUCGUGAGUUACGGCUUGCCGCUAAUCACCGGCUCCGAGGCGCUGCUCGAGAAGGUGACCUUCGGCUCCCAGGCGGCCAAGCCGCCGCCGUCCUCGACCUACGCCGCCGCGGCCGGCACGGACGACGAGCUGUACCGCGCCAUGGGUCAGAUGUCGAGGGCCCUCCUCCUCGCCGCGCUGCUCCUCACGCUGCGCAUCGGCCACAAGGUGCGGCGGAGCCGGGCGCGGAUGCUGGCGCGCUCGCCGCUCGAGCCGUGGCGCGUGCCGGCCGACCGGAAGGUGCUCGUGUACAGCUCCGGAGCGCCUCUGGCCGCGUUCGCUCUCGGCGUCGCGCUGACCGGGCAGGCCAUGCCCGUCGAGCAACUCGUCGCGCUGGCGCAGGACCUGUUCCUGCUCCCGCAGGUGAUCGGCAACGCGCUGUGGCGCGUCAGCUGCAAGCCCCUCGCGGAGAGCUACUACCUGGGCGUCACCGCCGCGCGCGUGCUCGCGCACGCGUCCGAGUACGUGCGGCCGCCGGCGGUCUACCCAUACUCCGACCAGUACUCCGACGAGUACCUGCACAUGUCCAGGCCUGUCGACCUGGUGGUUCCGCUCGUCGCCGUCGUGCUCGCGCUUGUCGUGUACGCGCAGCAGAGGUGGAAUUACGCAAUUGUUAGCAGGAUGUGUGACACGCAGCAGAAGAAAUUGCAGCACACGUUGUAG